Molecule: messenger RNA, 5187 nt
Organism: Mollisia scopiformis
Lineage: Eukaryota; Fungi; Ascomycota; Leotiomycetes; Helotiales; Mollisiaceae
Product: WD40 repeat-like protein
Exons: 5
Coding region: 444-5171 (1575 amino acids)
Molecular function (GO): protein binding; hydrolase activity, acting on ester bonds
Source: RefSeq, a predicted model, not a curated record
GCCUGGCCAAUAUGCGUUGAUCAUACCUUUCGCCUUCCUUCCAGGCGUUUUCUCCUAGUCAAGCCAUCAACGGAGUAAUUUGCUACUAUUAUCUCUUCAUGAAACGAGCUGUUGCACAGCGCAACACAAGCAUAAUGAUCCUGCGACCUGCCAUUACUAUUUGCUUUUUAUCAACUCCCCAAUUGUGACUCCGUACGCUCUGCACUGUGUCUGACGUCGCACAUACAUGCUUAGUCCAGAGAAGACCGUUUUUGCUUGCUGUUUUUUUCUUUGCUGUUUUCUUCUUGUCUUGGAAUAUCUCUUCUAUUGUCGACACAAUCUAUCAAACACUCUCAGUAGCACUAUAGUGCUCUUUACAUGUCAUAUCUCAUCAAGGUAAUGCUGACUUGACUGAUCUGCCUUGUGACUUUGAGUUUCAUCGCACGUUACCCGCAGUUGAGCCUAUGGAUCUCGGCGCUUCGGAAGCCAGGAGAAAGUCUGAGCCUUCAUUUCUGGAGCGGAAAUUCCGAAGCCUGAAUCUUCGGAGAAAUGCUUCAGACACAGCUGUCGAGAUCAUCGGGAGUAAAGGACUCGUUCUUCUCUACGAGCCUGCCGAUUGUCACGUCGACUUCAUCUUCGUCCACGGACUAGGUGGUGGGUCCAGGAAGACAUGGAGUGCGUCGCCCAAUCCGGCUCAUUACUGGCCCAAAGAAUGGCUUCCUGCCGAUCCCGAUUUCAGACAUGUCAGGAUACAUAGUUUUGGCUACAACUCUGACUGGCUUCAGCGCCAGCAAAAUCUGCUUACAAUUCACGAUUGGGGUCAAGAUUUGAUGGAGCAGAUUCGGAAUAAACCGAACAUUAGACAUGCUACCACUCCUGUUGUCUUCAUUGGCCAUAGUAUGGGAGGCUUGGUAAUUAAAAAAGCAUGCAUACUUGCGAGAGAAACUUCACGAUAUGAAAAUUUUGCAGAGCGCAUCCAUGGUGUAUACUUCUUGGCGACGCCGCACAGAGGGUCUCGACUAGCUCAGGUUUUGAGCAACCUGCUGAAACUAACACCAUUUGGUGACAAGCCAUUCGUCGGUGCUCUCGAGCAGGGUUCCGAGACUAUCAUUCAGCUUAAUGCGGAAUUCUGUCACUGCAAUGGCAUAGCCAUUUGCUCUUUCAUAGAAAGCAUCCCGACUAAUUUGGGGUUUGGAUCAAGUUUUAUCGUAGACAAACUUUCGGCUACACUAGGCUAUGACCAUGAAAGAAUCCAAACACUCAAUGCCGAUCACAGAAGUAUCUGCAAGUUCGACAGUCCGAAUGACUCCAACUUCCGGACACUGAGAGACAGCCUUGCCUCAACUGUCGAUGAUAUUGAACGCUCUGUACCAAUGGUACGGCAGCAGGUCCAACACCAAGAAAUGCAAACCGUCUCGGCAUUCUUGGCUGUCUCUGACAGUCCGAUCGAUGAACUCUCUAAUCUCAAUGACGCCAGGAUGCCGGGAUCUUGCGAAUGGUUUACUAGUGGCAAGACCUUUCUCGAUUGGCAGUACGGCGAGGACUGUACACGUUACUUUUGGCUCACAGGUCAGCCUGGUGUAGGCAAAUCAGUCAUCACCGCGCAUGCAAUAGAAUGUCUGGGCGACAUGACCUGCAGUUACUACUUUUUCAACCACGAAGGAGAAAACAAACCCUCCUUGGGUGGGAUGUUACUAUCUCUGGCUUACCAGAUGGCGAAGAAGAGCAGCGUCAUACGAGAAAUGAUUCUUGGGCUUUCGAAAGACGUUUUGGGCAAGGAUGAUUACCGUAGAGUUUGGCGGAAACUCUUCAUGGGCGGUAUAUUCUUGACGAAAUUCACCACGACGCACUACUGGGUAAUAGAUUCACUCGAUCAAUGUGUUGCCACAAAGGAGGACCUCGACAAUUUCUUCAGUCUUCUAGCAAACAUCGAUGGCUGCAUCCCUGUCAAAGUUUUUAUCAGCAGCCGCUUCUCGGAUGAUUACGAACGGCUAUUUAGAAGGCUACCGUAUGUAACCAUACAGAUCUCUGCAGAAGAUUCCUUACAUGACAUCCGGAUUUAUGUUGAAGCUCGUGUAAAAGAGCUCACUAUCGAAAACGAGGAAAUGAAAAUCAGUUUGGUCGAAACAAUGGUGCGAAAGUCUGCAGGGUGUUUUCUGUGGACCGUUCUCGUUAUGGAGGAGCUCCUGCUGGAUGGAUUCACUUCCCAGGAUAUCGAAGAAAUUCUUGAUGAGGUGCCUGAGAAAAUGGAUUUAUUGUACCGCCGGAAUCUGGAGAUCAUGACGAACAAGACUCGCUCGAGAAAACUUGCUCGCUCCAUACUGGUCUGGACACUUUGUGCCACAAGGGCUCUCACUAUUGACGAAUUGAAAGAUGCCAUCAGGUUAGAUACCGGGGCCAUUGUUACGCGCGACCUGGAAAGAAAUCUACCAACCAUCUGCUGUCACUUUGUGGUUGUAGACAAGCAGAAGAGGGUUCAAAUUGUCCACGAGACGGCUCGUGCCUUCCUACUCAAUCCAAAACUCAAGUCAGAUUUCCGAAUCCAGAUACCGUUGGACAACGUUCAGCUUGGGCUGGCCUGCCUGAGAUCCCUGACGAGCGAUCGAACAACAAUCACAGCGAAAUGUAAAGGCUCUACAGAUCACGCGCUAUUUGAGUAUGCUUGUUUGUCAUUCUCGGAGCACUUGGCUCGAUCUACUUCUUCUUCCGAUGCCCUCUUCCUUGCGCUCAUGGAGUUCCUAAAUAGAAGCGUCCUGAUAUGGAUCGAGACAAUGGCUAAACGAAAGUUUUUGGAUUGUCUCAUGAAAACGGCGACGCAUCUGAAAGCAUAUCAGCUGAGGAGAGCCAAGUACGCCGCACCGCUGCGGGAUAGUGUAAGUUCUUGGGCUCUAGAUCUCCCUCGAAUCGUCACAGAGUUCGGUACCAAUUUGACGAACCACCCUUCCGCCAUAUACAAUCUCAUUCCUCCCUUAUGUCCCAAGAGUUCGGGUCUCUAUCGUCAAUUUGGCUCUUUGGAGACUGGCCUCCGCCUUAGAGGACUAUCUAACUCUGACUGGAACGAUCGAAUAUCAUGCUGGCACUACAACAAGACGGCGAGAUCCAUCGCUUGUCAGGACCAGUGGUUCGCUAUUGGGCUUUCGGAUGGAUUGAUACACAUGUACUGGACGUCAACAUGUCAAGAAUUCAUCCGUUUGAAUCACGGAGAGGCUGUAAGGAUCCUCUGCUUCGGGAACCUUGGAAAGACCUUGAUUUCUACUGGUCUUCGCAUCAUCAAAUUGUGGGACGUGAGCAUUGGGUCUCUGUUGUGGGAGUACCGACUGGAAUCCGAUCCUAUGGCAGUCAACUUCAACGAUGACGACAGGAGAGUAGUGGCCGCUACGAGGUCGAAGCAACUUUUCACUUGGUCGACGGAAAAUGGCAAUCUGAUCUCGCAACAUACUUGGCACCGCAACUUGCCCCUCGAGUUCCAACAUAUCACUUCCAAAGCUCCUUCCUCCGUUGCCAUCUCUCCGGAUCAAACAUUAAUGGCGAUAGUCUAUCGAAGCUUGCCGCUCUGCCUGUGGGACCUUAACACCCAGCAACAUCUAGGAUUCUGCACCAAGACACCUGAUGAUGGUAGCGACACCUCCAACAACAUCAACUCGAUCUGUUUCAAUUCUGACCCAGGCCUCAAUCUCAUCGCUGUUGCUUAUUGGGAUGGAGACAUCGCAAUUUUUGAAACGACUUCAAGGACUAUGAGAUGUCAUGCGAAGAUACAAACGCAAGUGCUGGCGGUAUCGCCAGAUGGAAAGACGCUAGCUGGCGGAGACUCAAAUGGAAAUGUCCAGCUAUUUGAUUUCGAAACGCUACAAUUGAUGUAUCGUGUCUCUCUCUCUGAUGGAGUAGGUGCACUAGCUUUCACAGGUGAUAGCUUGCGGGUUAUGGAUCUUCGUGGCACUCAAGUCAACGUCUGGGAGCCUGACGCCCUUGUUAGAAAGUGGGAUUAUGCCAACGAGGAUCGAAGCGAAUUUUCUAGCGACGUCUCCGAAAGGACCAUUCAAAAUGCAGGAAUUACUUUUGAUGACCAGAACGAGAAUAUUACAGUCAUCCAAACUGUAUAUGAGGGGACAAUGGCUAUCUGCGGAAGAGCCAGUGGUUCAAUUGCGAUAUGCGACAUCACCUCGAGCGAAACUACAUUCCAAAAGCUAUGCAAACCCAAAGGCAUAAUGAUGGCUAUCCUCUCUUUAGACUGGAAUGAGACUUAUCAGCUCGUCGCCAGUGCCGAUGCUUCAAGUGCUUUUAAAGUUGUCCGUCUCUUCAAAGAAUGCCAGCACACCAUCGAUGUUCGCGAUGAGAUUUUGAAUGCACAGCUGCCAUAUGGGCAACUCAUCACUCAAUUGCUUAUCAGUCCUGAUGGCACGCGACUUCUCGUCUCAUCUUCAACCGCCGACUUUAUCUGGUCACUCGAGACCAGGAGUGUUGUUUCUUCUCGCGAAAUUGAGCACCGGACGGAAUGGAGGUGGCUCACACACCCUCAGGAUAAUACAAAGAUUCUGCUGCUAGAAGAUUCGACGCUUCAAUCAUUCCGGUGGGAUGCAUCAUCAAUUCUUUCUCCGGAUGUAGAAACUCCAAUUUCCAUGGGGAGUCAUCGCUUUGUCGACUUGAAAAGCAUGGUUGUGCAAAAGAAUGAUUGCAAGCUUGUCGUGAAGCUCGGCCUCAAUGUCGAGGGAGAACCCCCUGCUGCUUUGAAUGGCACCAACGAUCCCGUACUUUAUAUACUCGACCUUUCACAGACUGAACCUCCACCACCGUCACUCCAUCCCGAGCCCCUCUUUCCAUCACAAGCUGUGAACCAUACGCCUAAAGUCAAGCUACUUCUAGGAACUGCACCUGGACCUUUUGGUAGCCCUCUAUUACUGUUCAUCUCAGAAACGGGUUGGAUCUGCUCAAUCGACCUGAGAAACUCAUCUCCUCACUCGACAUUUCAGCGCCACUUCUUCAUCCCUUCGGCGUGGCUUAGCACUAGUGCUACAAUUAUCACUGGGUGUACUGUCAGGAAGGAUAUCUUGUUUGUUCGCGGCCAUGAGGUCGCGAUAAUCGGAGGGGGUUUGAAGGCUGCGGAAACAAUCUCAAUUUCUGAAUCCAACUAUACCAACAGCUAUUUAUUGAAUGAAUCUAGUGGUAAGGUGUUCGAGACGGCCAAGAUUGGAUAAACUCGGAACUUGUAUA